ACUACCGAGGAGGCAAGCAGCUUCUCCUUUCCUCCUCCUGGACUGGGGAAGCAGCGAUGAUGGUCUGUGCUGCUGUUGCACAGAUCGCCAUUCCCUCUUCGCCACGCCAGCAUCAGGAAGCGUUGACAGACAUGUAUUGGCCUUCCCGGCACCAAGGCUUCUGACUUCGGUUGGACCAUUGAUCUGUAUUGAUCAAUGGGUUGGAUGCUCCAGUCUGUCCCUACCAAACCUUUGCCCGGGGGUGGUCGCAGUCCAUCUACUACCGUUGUUUUAUUGUGCAUCUACUAAUAGCCAUUUUCAUGUUUCUGAAGUGCUAACAUAAACGCUGUAUUGGGAGGGUGGAGCUAAUGUAAACACAAGGUUGGGAGGGCAUUGCCACCGGCAGCUUAUUUGCAUAAACUGCUCGUUCAGAAGAGAGCUCACAACAGGCAGAACUGAAAAGAGAUAUCUCACUAUCUGAGAUUUAUUUUGUGAAUUAAAUCAAAUGAACAUGUUUUGUGUAGCCCACAGAUGUAUCCUAACUAGUUCAAGGACCCCAUAAUAGGUCCUCUUUAAUGUACUUUUUGUACAAUUAUUUUAUUCUUUUGCAAUUUUUUUCUGGCAUUCUUUUCUUUCCAUACUCGAGGCCUCAGGUGCUUACAGGUAAAUUUGCAUACAGCCAUUUCAUUUUUUAUAAUGCACCCACACACAUAUGUACGCUGUUGUCGGGACUCUGUCUGCAGUCUCCAGGCUGAUCUGCAACAUGGCUUCACGUUUCUGUCUGCUGUGUGUUUGGUGCCUGGCGUUCAGGCUGAGCUGUGCUGUGGACUCACCUGAAUGGUUUAAGAACAUUUCUACAAACCUCUUCAGUUUAUCAGGAGACAUAACACUCGGAGGGCUUUUUCCGAUUAACCUGCAAUCCAACAAUACCAGUCCCAUACUGGAGCCMAACAGCAUCAAAUGUGAAAGUUUAAAUAAAGUCGGACUGGGCCUUGCUUUGGUAAUGAAGUAUGCCGUCGAUGAGAUCAACGGAAACCAAACUCUACUUCCAGGCAUUAAGUUAGGUUAUAAAAUCUAUGACACAUGUAGACAGUCUUUCAUUGUUGUGAAGCCCACUAUUUCCUUCCUCACUGCAAAAACAAGCAACGCUCUUGAGGUGGAAUGUAAUUACACCGACUAUGAGACGAGUAUUUCAGCAGUCAUCGGUCCUUACACGUCAGAAAUGGUUUCAGUCAUUGGAAAGCUGCUGGGGUUUUUUCUAAUGCCACAGAUUAGCUAUGGUGCCACCAGUGACAAAUUCAGCGACAAUCUUCUCUACCCAUCAUUUUUCCGUACGGUGCCCAGUGACAAAUGGCAGGUGGAUGCCAUGGGACGUCUGAUGAAUAAGUUUGGUUGGACCUGGGUGGCYGUGGUCGGCAGCGACGAGGAAUACGGGCAACGAGGUGUGCAGGAGUUUUCCAAAAUAGCAGAGAACAUGUCCGUCUGUGUUGCCUAUCAGGGCCUGAUUCCAGUUUACGAUGACCCCGAACCGGCUCUCAUAACCAUCAUUGAAAAUAUCAAAGCAACGGGGGUCAACGUGGUUAUGGUGUUUUCCCUCGCAGACCCAGCAUUGCUCUUUUUUACCAAGGUUAUCCAGAACAAUUUAACAGGUGUGUGGAUUGGUAGCUCCAGCUGGGCCAUCAACAAUCAAAUUACUUCUCUCCCAGGCAUCCAAGAAAUUGGCACAUUCAUCGGAUUCAUCGACAAUUUGGAUACUUUAGACUUACUAACUCCCUACACACAAGCGCUUCUCAAAAAAUUGAGUGAGGAGACGUCAAAUACGGCCCCUCAAGAACAACAACUGGGCUACCCCGACAACCCCUGCCCACAGUGUUGGAACCUGUCACCGGCUAAUAUCAGCUUGGUGACCGAUAGUGCUGUGAAGAGAAUCGCUUACGCCGUGUAUGCUGCUGUCUACACUGUAGCACAGGGUCUGCAUAACAUGCUGGAGUGCACUUCAAAUCAUUGUAACUGGGGAUCCAACAAUAAAAUCUAUCCCUGGAAGCUGUUGGAGGUUUUAAGAAACACUUCUGUCAACAUCAAUGGCACGAAAUUAGUGUUUGAUGAAAAUGGAAAUCCAAACAUUGGGUAUAGUGUGAUACAGUGGAACUGGAGUUCUUCUGGUGUGGCGUUCCGUGUUGUUGGAAGUUAUUUUCAAAAGCAGCUGUUCAUCAACAAAUCCGACUUAACGUGGCCCGAUGGAAAUGUUCCUAAUUCCACCUGCUCAGCACAGUGUCAGGAAGGUCAGGUUCGCAGAGUCAAAGGGUUUCAUUCUUGCUGUUACGACUGUAUCGACUGUCUGGAGGGCACAUACCAGAAAAAUGAGGAGGACAUCCAGUGCACUGACUGUCCUGCACGUCAGUGGUCUCUGAAGCGCAGUUCGAACUGCACCUUCCCCAUUUUUGAGGUUUUAGCAUGGAACACUCCUGAGGCGCUGCAGAUUUUGCUGGUAGAGAUUGUGCUGCUGAUAUGUCAGGUGUCCGUGUGCAUCCUGUUCCUGAUGCAUCGUGGGACACCGCUGGUGAAGGCCUCAGGGGGAGGCCUCUGUUUUGUGGCUCUGCUCAGCCUGAUGGGGGCCUGUUUGAGUCUGCUCCUGUUCCUGGGGCAGCCUGAUGACAUCGUGUGUCRUCUUCAGCUGCCUCUCAUUACCAUUUUCCAAACUGCUGCCAUCUCCAUUAUGCUGUCCAUCUCCCUGCAGAUAUUCCUGGUGACAGAAUUCCCAAAGCAGGUUGCCUCUCACCUGCAAACAUUGAGAGGUCCUGGAAGCUGGCUGUUUGUGCUGAUCUGCUGCACGAUCCAGGCGGGUCUUUGUGGCUGGUUUGUCAAGGAAGAAGACUCUCUGUCCAAAUAUAAGGCCAACAUGAUAAUAGAUUUUGUGAAGGCUUUUCUGGCUUGUCCAGUGUCCUCAGAGAAAUUUGCUGUGAUGCAGGGCUUCAACGGCGCAAUGGCCCUGGUGUCRUUUAUGUCAACUUUCAUGGCAGUGAAGCCUCUUCAUCAGUACAACCUGGCGAGGGACAUCACCUUUUCCACGCUGAUCUACUGUGUGAUUUGGGUUAUCUUUAUUCCAGUUUAUACAGGCUUGAAAACCUCCAGCUCUACUGGGUCAAAGAAUGUGUCGAUUGUUCAUGUCUAUUUUACCCUGGCAGGUAACUUAGGGUUGGUGGUUCCCUAUUUUUUCCCAAAAUGCUACCUGCUGCUGAGAAAACCUGACUUGAACAAACCAGAGCACUUCUGUACCUUCUUAGAGGGCGUCCCACCAACACCACAGGAAGAGCCACAGCCAAAAACAGACAAAUAAACUAGACUUUUACAUUUUAUCUAUUUUUUUUUUAUCUUACAAGUAAUGUAAACAUAUGACAUAGCUGACUAGCUGACAAAAUGUAGAGUGUUGUGAUGUUUCUUCUUAAUUUUGGGAUAAAAAGAAUUUCCCAGUAAGAAAAAGCAUACCAUUUGUUUUGUUGAUAAUAAUGUUACCAGUUACACUGAAUAUUAUUUCUUAUGAUAUUAAACAUUG
Messenger RNA from Austrofundulus limnaeus, 3532 nucleotides. It is a transcript of the gene tas1r3, whose product is annotated as taste receptor, type 1, member 3. The record is from RefSeq and is a predicted model, not a curated record. Gene Ontology annotation, biological process: sensory perception of sweet taste; G protein-coupled receptor signaling pathway; sensory perception of umami taste. NCBI's taxonomy places the organism in Eukaryota, Metazoa, Chordata, Actinopteri, Cyprinodontiformes, Rivulidae. Gene Ontology annotation, cellular component: plasma membrane. Bases 692 to 3316 code for a protein of 874 amino acids. Gene Ontology annotation, molecular function: G protein-coupled receptor activity. The transcript has 8 exons.